GCCCAACCGGGAGCCGCUCUGCCGCCGCCGUCGCCGCCGCCCCCGCCGCCCGGGAGCCCAGGCCCCGCCGCCGCGGAGGAGGUGUCCAGACAGCCCAGCCAGCUUCUUGGGCCCUAGGCCCCUCCCACAAUGCCUGUCGCUUGUCUCCUCCUCUGGGCUUCCCUACUGACUGGGGCCUGGCCAGCCACCCCCACCCAGGACCACCUCCCGGCCACGCCCCGCGUCCGGCUCUCAUUCAAAGAGCUUAAGGCCACAGGCACUGCCCACUUCUUCAACUUCCUGCUCAACACAACAGACUACCGGAUCCUGCUCAAAGACGAGGACCACGACCGCAUGUACGUGGGCAGCAAGGACUACGUGCUGUCCCUGGACCUGCAUGACAUCAACCGUGAGCCCCUCAUUAUCCACUGGGCAGCCUCCCCACAGCGCAUUGAGGAGUGUGUGCUCUCAGGCAAGGAUAGCAAUGGUGAGUGCGGGAACUUCGUCAGGCUCAUCCAGCCCUGGAACCGAACGCACCUGUACGUGUGUGGGACCGGUGCCUACAACCCCAUGUGCACCUAUGUCAACCGCGGCCGCCGAGCCCAGGCUACGCCCUGGACCCAGACGCAGGUGGUCAGAGGCCGAGGCAGCAGAGCCACGGAUGGUGCCCUCCGCCCGACGCCCACAGCCCCACUCCAGGAUUACAUCUUCUAUCUGGAGCCGGAGAGACUCGAGUCAGGGAAGGGCAAGUGUCCGUACGACCCCAAGCUGGACACAGCUUCAGCCCUCAUCAACGAAGAGCUCUAUGCCGGUGUGUACAUCGACUUCAUGGGCACCGACGCUGCCAUCUUCCGCACGCUGGGGAAGCAGACGGCCAUGCGCACGGACCAGUACAACUCUCGGUGGCUGAAUGACCCCUCCUUCAUCCACGCUGAGCUCAUCCCCGACAGCGCGGAGCGCAACGACGACAAGCUCUACUUUUUCUUCCGCGAGCGGUCAGCCGAGGCGCCGCAGAGCCCAGCGGUGUACGCCCGCAUCGGGCGCAUCUGCCUGAACGACGACGGUGGCCACUGCUGCCUGGUGAACAAGUGGAGCACAUUCCUGAAGGCGCGGCUGGUGUGCUCCGUGCCCGGGGAGGACGGCAUCGAGACUCACUUUGAUGAGCUCCAGGACGUGUUUGUGCAGCAGACCCAGGAUGUGAGGAACCCCGUCAUUUAUGCCGUCUUUAUCUCCUCGGGCUCCGUGUUCCGAGGCUCUGCCGUGUGCGUCUACUCCAUGGCUGACAUCCGCAUGGUCUUCAAUGGGCCCUUUGCCCACAAGGAGGGCCCCAACUACCAGUGGAUGCCCUUCUCUGGGAAGAUGCCUUACCCACGGCCCGGCACGUGCCCUGGAGGAACCUUCACGCCAUCCAUGAAGUCCACCAAGGACUACCCUGACGAAGUGAUUAACUUCAUGCGCAGCCACCCGCUCAUGUACCAGGCUGUGUACCCUCUGCAGAGGCGGCCCCUGGUCGUCCGCACGGGUGCACCCUACAGGCUCACCACCGUUGCUGUGGACCAGGUGGAUGCAGCCGACGGGCGCUAUGAGGUGCUUUUCCUGGGCACAGACCGCGGGACAGUGCAGAAGGUCAUUGUGCUGCCCAAGGAUGACCAGGAGAUGGAGGAGCUCAUGCUGGAGGAGGUAGAGGUCUUCAAGGAGCCAGCACCUGUUAAGACCAUGACCAUCUCUUCCAAGAGACAACAACUAUACGUGGCGUCUGCUGUGGGUGUCACCCACCUGAGCCUGCACCGUUGCCAGGCGUAUGGGGCUGCCUGUGCCGACUGCUGCCUCGCCCGGGACCCCUACUGUGCCUGGGAUGGCCAGUCCUGCUCCCGCUACACAGCAUCUUCCAAGAGGCGGAGCCGCCGGCAGGAUGUCCGGCACGGGAACCCCAUCAGGCAGUGUCGCGGGUUUAACUCCAACGCCAACAAGAAUACGGUGGAGUCCGUGCAGUAUGGCGUGGCAGGGAGCGCGGCCUUCCUCGAGUGCCAGCCUCGCUCGCCCCAGGCCACUGUUAAGUGGCUGUUUCAGCGAGACCCCAGUGACCGGCGCCGUGAGAUUCGUGCCGAGGACCGCUUCCUGCGCACAGAGCAAGGCUUGCUGCUCCGCGCCCUGCAGCCUGGGGACCGUGGCCUCUACUCCUGCACGGCCACCGAGAACAACUUCAAGCAUGUCGUCACGCGGGUGCAGCUGCACGUCCUGGGCCGGGACGCCGUCCACGCUGCCCUCUUCCCACCACCAGCGGCAAGCGCCCCACCACCCCCUGGCGCCGGCCUCCCCACACCCCCUUACCAGGAGCUGGCCCAGCUGCUGGCCCAGCCUGAAGUGGGCCUCAUCCACCAGUACUGCCAGGGCUACUGGCGCCACGUGCCCCCAAGCCCCAGGGAGGCCCCAGGCGCACCCAGGCCUCCCGAACCCCAGGACCAGAAGAAGCCCCGGAACCGCCGCCAUCACCCACCGGACACAUGAGGCCAGCUGCCUGAGCCUUGCGAUGGGCCGGCCUCGGCCUCGUCC
Enhydra lutris kenyoni (northern sea otter) is the source of this 2532-nucleotide messenger RNA. RefSeq names its product semaphorin 3F. Gene Ontology annotation, molecular function: chemorepellent activity; semaphorin receptor binding. Gene Ontology annotation, biological process: neural crest cell migration; negative chemotaxis; negative regulation of axon extension involved in axon guidance. Bases 130 to 2487 code for a protein of 785 amino acids. Lineage: Eukaryota; Metazoa; Chordata; Mammalia; Carnivora; Mustelidae. The transcript has 19 exons. The record is from RefSeq and is a predicted model, not a curated record.